GUCUAUAGCGCGCCGGAGACGCAGUUUGCGCACGCAGUCCUGUGAGGCAGCCCGGUAGGCUGCGCCAUCUGAGCCGGUGCCGUUACUGGAUUGCUCAACGAGUGUGUCACCAGGAGGCAGGACUGGUCGGGCGGAGUGUUUGAGCUCAGCGCUCCACAUCACAGGAGCUCACUCACCCUCAACCUCCCUGAGAGAGUGAGGCAGUCCCUCUCCCUCUUUCUGUCUGUCUGUUUCUCUCUGAGCGCAGAGGGAUCGGGGGGGAUUUCUCACCAGAAGGACUCAGACAAACGCGACCCACUCUUUCGAGGAGGACGUGGGCUGGAUUAUAUUAUUAGCUUGCCAAGAAAAUAAAAACCGCUGAAGUUUUAUUUGUGUGCCAAGUGGAGCUAACUCUAACAAAUGGAGCGCACAGGUUGACCACAGAAGGACGCGUACUGUACAAGACUUUGCUUCUAUCUUUUUUUCCUCAAAUUUUAUUUGUACUUUUAUGGUAAAUCGUGCUAUCAAGAUGAACUUGCAGAAGAUGAACUUGCAGUGGAGCAGCCCGGCACCCUGCAUCCGGAGAGUCGCGCACAAGCGGCUGGACUCAGACGAUCAACCGCCAGCCAAAUGCGCACGGCUGUGCGUCGAGGCGGGGGACGCGCAGGGACUCCUCAGCUCGUCACCCGGGUCUCCGGUCAGCCCUGUGACAAAAACUGUCCCGUCGACCCACCAAGGGCCCUCAAGAAUAGGACAUUUUCUGCUUCUACCUCUGGCGGACCGGGACAGCAUGUACAGCGCGAUGAACACCGAUACUGGUGAUGAGCUGCUGUGUAAGGUGUAUGACAUGGGAUUGUACCAGGAGAAGAUCAGGGCUUAUGGCAUUUUGCCUGCUCACAGGAACGUGGCUGGCAUCAAGGACAUCAUCCUCGGGGAAAGGAAGGCAUACGUCUUCCUAGAAAAAGACUUUGGGGACAUGCAUACUCUGGUGAAGAGCAGUCGCCGGUUGGACGAGGAGCAGGCGUGCAGGGUUUUUCGCCAGGUGGCCCAGGCGGUGGCACAUUGCCACCAGGCAGGCGUUGUGCUGGGUGACCUAAAGCUGCGCAAGUUUGUCUUCGCAAAUGAGAAAAGGACUCAUGUGAAGCUAGAAAGCCUGGAGGAUUGUCGCGUCCUGGAGGACCCCGAUAAUGACUCCAUGUCGGACACCCACGGCUGCCCCGCCUACGUCAGCCCGGAGAUCCUCAGCGGCUCCACGCCCUAUUCUGGCAAAAUGGCCGACAUGUGGAGUCUUGGGGUCAUGCUGUACACCAUGCUGGUGGGCCGCUACCCCUUCCACGACCCGGACCCCGCCAUGCUGUUUUCCAAAAUCCGCAGAGGCCAGUGCUGUUUUCCAGAAGGCCUGUCGCCCAAGGCCAAGUGUCUGCUCCAAAACCUGCUGAGGAAAGACCCCACAGAGAGACUCACCGCCACCGAGCUGCAGGCUCACCCGUGGUUCCACCUGCAGUCCCCAGACAUGCCGCUGGGGGAACACGAAGCGAGCUCGGCAGAACAAACUGUGCCGUCUUUCGAUGCAGAAGAGGAUGACGGUCUGUUCUGCUGAGGAACCCGAUUGAGGGUCUGACUGGAGGACCAAAACAAAGCUUGCUUUGAAGGACUUAGUUGUUUUUGUACAUUGGCACUUUUUAGAAACUUUUCUCGUGGACUGUUGUGUGUGUACAUACAUCCUCAUGCUUUCUAAAAAAAAAAAAAAAUGACUGUACUGUAUUUUGUGGCUGCAAACAUGUUACUUGGGCAUUGCUCACAAUGAUCAGUCAUUGUGUUUUCUUUAAAAAAAAAAAAUGGUGCUAAGAGGAACUGCAGUGACUCAGUAUCAUUAGAAUAUGUUGAAAGAUUAUUGCCUGCAGGCUGCUGCGACCAUGAUUUGAAAACAUGGCAGUCUUUCGAAGAUGCUCAGAAGGCCCUAUAACUAAAAAACUUCCAAACCGUUUGCUGAAUCUCCAGCAGGAUGCAGGCUAGCAAACCAGUUUGUUGUUCCUCUCACUUUGUGACCAAGCUCCGCCGGCUGACUCACCACUUUGACUUGAGGACAGGCCAAGCACGAGCUUGGUGUCUUGAAGCAGACAGUGACACCGUGAGAACGACUGUUAGCAGAAGACUGAUGUGUCACACUCAGUGUGCCACUAUGGAUGCUACUCACCGCCAAUCUGGAACCAUCUCAGGAAACGGAGAGCAUUCACAAAUCUUGCACCGAGUGCAGAAGGUUGAGAGAGGCAGGCUGUCGCUGGUGUAAGACUUGCAAAGAAAAAAAAAAGGAAAAAAGUCAUAAGCCAAAAGAAUAGUGACAUUAGGGGCCCUUUUAAAAGGGAAAUUAGUAUUUUUAAUUUGACAAAGCUAAUCCAUAAACCACGCUGCAAGCUACAUUUCUCACUUGGGAAAUGUUUCCCUCAAGGAAUUUGAGUAGAAAAACCUGUUAGCAACACAUAAACUGACCGCUAAUUCUUUGGCUUCAGGUGUUAAGCUACGCUCACUCCGCCCUCUGCAACUCUCUGCAAUACCCUCUCAAGCGACCCCUCUCAAUGAAAAGUCUACGUGCGUUUUGUGCUUCUACGUCCAAAGCUCUCGCCUUCAAGCCUCGCUGCACAAGUUUUUACGACCUUUUUCAGGCUCUAUGUACAAAACAAGGGUCCAUUAAACACGGUAAAAGUUAAACCAGGUGGAACUUUGACCAAUCAGGGACUCAGUACGGAUGGAUGGCGUCCCUUUAAAUUCAUGGAAGGAAAGGAACCGUUUGAAAAUUGAUCGUGGAGGAGGAAUUAGUGUCCAGCCAGAAUCAUGUGACACCAAGUCUUUCAUAUAUCGGAAUAGGCCUGUUCCAGAACAUGCGUCAAGUCCGGUGUGAACUUAGCAUUAGAUGUAAAUCCAAAAGCAUCACCAGUCAACCUCUCUAACCUAGUCUUUGCCAGCCCUUACAUCGGCGUCACUGAAACGGGUGCAAAUUUAUAAUUACUGUUAAAAAAAUGAAAUGGAAAAGUUCAUCCUGUUGUGUUCAUUUCUUCUGGAGCAUCAGGACGUCUGCUGGCCAUCGGGCCUGCAUCUCUCCGUUUCAUAAAGAAUGAGUGGGGCGUAGUCAGGCGUUUAUUUUUUUUUUCCUUUUUUGAUGUUAGCUGUCUGUUUAUGACUCAGCGCCUGAGCGUGUCUGUAGAGAUUGUCAUCAGUCCUGUCUAACUUUUUCACUUCUUAAAUGAUGCUUGUUUUUCCCUUUCUCUUUUCUUUCGUCUUAAAAUAUUUGGGUCCAUUGAGACUAGGAACAGUUGGUGACAGGAAGUUCUAAGCUUUAUAACAAAUCCUGUUCUGUUUGUGACAAGAGGACAAUGAGUUACAGAGCAACUGUAGGUUUUUAUCUCAUAAAUUAUCAUGAUUGUGGUACUAAAUCUAGUAUGUCUAAGAAUCUGUGUGUAUGAAAUCCAGCUUGGAUCCUCUUUUAUGUAAUUAAUUCCUCCUAUUUUGUAGAGACCUUGUGGCCAAUUUCAAUAAUAGAAAGUUAUUGGAGGAUUCAUGCCAGAAGAAAGAGUCACACAAGUCAUGUGAUCUGUAAACCAAACUGACAUGGGUGCACGAUUUUCACAUUGCACUGUGAAUUGUGUUUUUGUGACACAGCCUCGAGGCUCAAAUGAGGCCGCACAGGUUACACUUAGUGCACAAAACGUGUAAAUAUGUAUACUUGAAAUCCAUGUGGAGAUGCUGAAUAAAGAUCCCAGGUUUUGAUA
Molecule: messenger RNA, 3746 nt
Organism: Oryzias latipes (Japanese medaka)
Lineage: Eukaryota; Metazoa; Chordata; Actinopteri; Beloniformes; Adrianichthyidae
Gene: trib1
Product: tribbles pseudokinase 1
Biological process (GO): positive regulation of proteasomal ubiquitin-dependent protein catabolic process; regulation of MAP kinase activity; protein phosphorylation
Cellular component (GO): nucleus
Molecular function (GO): ATP binding; protein kinase activity; mitogen-activated protein kinase kinase binding
Source: RefSeq, a predicted model, not a curated record